CAACAGGGCUGCUGCGACGCAUAUUUAUCUGAUUGCUGCGGUCGUCCCGACCCUUCCAAGCUAAAGGUUUUGUGGCCCACCCUGUUCUAGCUUACACAAGUGAUACCUACUCCGUACAUACCAACCUUACCCAAGAUUCUACCACCAACCACACAAUGCAAGCCGCAGUCAACUGGCCUCAGAAGUACCACCCGGGUACAACCGAAAACUUCGUCUCCAACGAGGUCUACGUUCCCGGUACCACCGUCGAGCGCGUCUGGGACUACCUGGCCACCAUCACCAAAUGGGAGUCCUACUACGAUAACGUGGGCCAGAUCACCCCGCCAAGCUCCGGCCCUGUGCUGCACGAAGGGGACAAAUUCUCAUUCUCCACCUUCGGAUUCCCCCCGCUCCAGGCCGAAGUGCACGAGUCGGUGCCGCCCACAGACAACAAGCCGGGAAGACUCGCGUGGCGCGCCUGGCAGGAGGGCGACGAGGACACCGCGCUGGAUAUUUACCAUGCGUGGAUCGUGGAGAAGACCGAAUGGGGGGUGAUCCGCAUCCUGACGCAGGAGUCGCAGAUCGGGAAGCCCGCCGCGCAGCUGGCGACGCAGAAGCCGAACCCGAUGUUGAACGGGCACCAAGCGUGGCUGGAUGGGUUGGCGGAGAUUGCGCGGUCGGGUUGAUGGUGACAGAGCGCAUGAUGGGUUUUGUGCUUGUUGACCAUGUUGGCCGUCUGGUAUCUACACUGCGCUCAGACCGUGCCUUCAUAGAUGUUCCAAUCUAAAUAAUGUGUAGUAGGAUCAUUGUGUUGUGAUUCUUGCUGUAUCCGUGUUUCAGAAUGUAAUCGUUCUUCAUGUCUAAAACAAUCGUCUCUAUUGGGUCUGAACA
Molecule: messenger RNA, 870 nt
Organism: Aspergillus aculeatinus CBS 121060
Lineage: Eukaryota; Fungi; Ascomycota; Eurotiomycetes; Eurotiales; Aspergillaceae
Exons: 1
Coding region: 156-665 (169 amino acids)
Source: RefSeq, a predicted model, not a curated record